This is a messenger RNA of Pyricularia grisea, 1132 nucleotides long. RefSeq lists its product as uncharacterized. The coding region runs from base 120 to 983 and encodes 287 amino acids. The record is from RefSeq and is a predicted model, not a curated record. Lineage: Eukaryota; Fungi; Ascomycota; Sordariomycetes; Magnaporthales; Pyriculariaceae. The transcript is spliced from 9 exons. Gene Ontology annotation, molecular function: hydroxyacylglutathione hydrolase activity.
GUUGGAGGCAUCUCCUAAUUCUAAUCUCCUUUUCUCCUAACUUUUUGAGUUAUUUCGAAACCCGUCCCAAUCUGCUGAUAAAUUUCAGCCUAUCUUUGUUGGUCUACUGCGGUACCAAUAUGAACUUUGUGAGACUGGGCAGACCGCUUCUAGGGAUUAAAUCAAAAGCAUUUACACCAAGUUUCUCUUCCAACACUCCUCGGCGCACCAUGCAGAUCAAGUCUAUCCCCAUGUGGGUAGGUAGUGGUGACAACUACGCCUACCUGGUCAUUGAUGACAAGUCCAAGGACGCUGUCAUCAUAGAUCCGGCGAAUCCGGAAGAGGCCGCUCCUGUCGUCAAGAAAGCCAUCGAAUCCGGCGAGAUCAACCUGAAGGCCAUUGUGAACACCCACCACCACCGGGAUCAUUCUGGAGGCAACAAGAAAAUCCGCGAUGUACUGAAUCUUCCAGACCUGCCGAUCAUUGGCGGUAAAAACUGCGAGGCCGUCACCAACACACCCGCAAACGGGGAGGGCUUCCCCUUUGGCAGCAUCCAGGUCAAGGGCCUCUACACGCCCUGCCAUACGCAGGACAGUAUUUGCUGGUUUAUGCAGGAUGGAGAUGACAAGGUCGUCUUCACCGGCGACACUCUCUUUCACGGAGGCUGCGGCAGGUUCUUUGAGGGUACUCCCGAGGAGAUGAACAAUGCCUUGAACAAGACAUUGGCUGCGUUGCCUGAUGACACUCGAGUCUUUCCUGGACACGAAUACACCAAGUCGAACGCCAAGUUUUGCAUCUCCGUCCUGCAAAGCCAGCCUGUUCAGAAGCUGCUUGAGUUUGCCGAGAACAACAAGGAGACCCAGGGCCAAUUCACCAUUGGUGACGAGAAGGAACACAAUGUUUUCAUGCGGAUGGAUGACCCAGUAAUUCAAAAGGCGACUGGUGAGACGGACCCAGUCAAGGUUAUGGGCAAGUUGCGCGAGAUGAAGAACAACUUCAAAUGACUAGAUGGGAGUAAAGCGGCUCUGUGAGCUCUGAACGCGCGACGCGAGGGUACCAACUCUACCAGUACUUGUCAUGUAACAUGCACAAACUCCUAUCAACAAAAUGAGACAGCUUCAUAGCAGAAGCAAACCUGAUUAUUUUACACCCG